GGUGUGUCCCACCUCCGCGCGCGUUACGUCACCGACUCACCUGAGUUUCGGGAAGCGCGGAGGGGCGCAGUGGCGCUGCGCGGUACCGAGACGGGAGCCCGACGUCGCUUCUUACAACGGCGGCUUUCGACGUCAUCAAGUGUCUAAAGUACGCGUUUCGCUCUGCGGGCGUCGUGGAAGUCACCCGUCCUGUAGCCCCAGUCUUCUGGACCGUGAAAGAAAAGUGAUUUAUUUAAGUUUCGGUGUUCGGAAACGCUCCGAUCCGAUCGCAUUUCCUGGUAGAUCGUGACUGCAGGGACGAUGGCAACUCACCCCCGGCGCGUGCGUCUGAAGCCCUGGUUGGUGGCGCAGGUGGACUUAGGCCUGUACCCGGGUCUGGUCUGGCUAGACCGUGAGGCCAAGCGCUUCCAGAUCCCCUGGAAGCAUGCCACACGCCACUCUCCACAGCAGGAUGAGGAGAACACCAUCUUCAAGGCCUGGGCUGUAGAGACGGGGAAGUUUCAAGAAGGCGUGGAUGAGCCAGACCCUGCCAAGUGGAAGGCUCAGCUCCGCUGUGCCCUCAACAAAAGCCGUGAAUUCAAGCUUAUCUACGAUGGUACCAAGGAGGUGCCCAUAAACCCGCUGAAGAUCUAUGAGGUGUGCGACAUCCCUCAACCAAUCAGCAACCCAGGGUCAGCCGGCUCAGGUCCUUGGGAAGAUGAGGAUGACGCUCCAGACACCCCCGAGUCCCCUCUUCCCCCAUACCCAGCUAACGGGACAGAUGCAUCCCCGCUGUCUACCGCAUGGUCACCAGUGGCGUCUGUAUCUCCAUUGUUGUCCCCCAUGCCACCCCCAAGACCCCAACCCACGGGUGCAGAGUGGCCCAAAGAAGAGGCCCAGGAAAUGGAGGUUGCAGCUGCACCCCUGCAAGAAUCAUUCCUCUCAUCUCCCCAGAUGUGGAUCAGCUCCCUUCCCAUGACAGACCUGGAGGUUCAGUUCCAGUACCGAGGUAAAGAGGUGUGUCCGCCUCUCACGGUCAGUAACCCGCACGGCUGCCGGCUCUAUUAUGGCGACCUGGGCCCCAUGGUUAAUCAAGAGGAGCUGUUUGGCCCUGUAGGCCUGGAACAGCUGCGCUUCCCCAGCGCUGAGCACAUCGCUAAUGACAAACAACGAUUCUUCACCAGCCGUCUGCUGGAUGUAAUGGAUCGUGGCCUCAUCCUGGAGGUCAGCGGUCACGAUAUAUAUGCUGUACGCCUCUGCCAGUGCAAGGUGUACUGGUCUGGUCCCUGUGCUCCCAGUCAAGCCGCGCCCAACCUGAUUGAACGGCAGAAAAAGAUCAAGCUCUUCUGCCUGGAGUCCUUCCUCAGUGGUGUGAUUGCCUAUCAGAAAGGCCAGGCACAGCAACCCCCUCUGUUUGAGAUACAGCUGUGUUUUGGAGAGGAAUGGCCAGAUGGCAAGCCUCUGGAGCGGAAGCUCAUCAUGGUGCAGGUGAUACCGGUGGUAGCGCGGAUCAUCAACGAGAUGUUCUCGGGGGAUGCCAUGCGGUCCCUUGACAGCGGCAGUGUUCGGCUGCAGAUCUCCAUGCCUGAUAUCAAGGACAACAUUGUGGCUCAACUGAAGCAGCUUUACUGCAUGUUACAAAACCAGCAGGGGUCUGAAGCCUGGCUGGUUCCUCCUGGGACCAACCUGCCCCAUUCUGCACCCCUCCACACUGCCCUCCAGCCCCAGUAAGGAAUCUUACAACCUUGCCCCCACGCUUCGUGUUUAUUCAGGAUGGUGCGCAUUCUCUGCAUAGUUUGACACUGUAGAUCAGCACACAUUUUCUCUCACUCGUGUGAAAGAUUAGUGGUCUGAAUAGCACAGUAAAAGAAAUAUUCUCGUAAGACUUCAAGACCUGCCGCAUUUGAUAGAAAACCUGUUUUACUUAUGUAAAGAAAAAUUUCAUCAUCAGUCUAUUUGCUGUUAUUUUUAAGAUAACAUCUUCUGUUGACAUUUUGUUACUUUUUGUUCAGUAUGCGAAGAACUUUGGCAUUUUACAGUUUAUAGAUUAGAGUUGGUAGGAAAAGGAUCAUUUGUGCAUAUAUCGCCAGUGCAAAUCAUUAUGUAUAUUUAUUAGCAGGCUGUGCCUAGGAUUAAAUUGGAAGAAUGUGAAUGUGGCUUGAGGCAGAGUUCUGUUCAAGAAUGUAGUGUACCUUGGAGUUUAUUUAGCAUUUGAUCUAAGGAUCUAGGCGUGCUGCGAAUGUCAUCUACAAGUAUUUCACCUGGUCUCAAAACUUAAUUAUAGGUAUUACCCCUAUUGUAGUACUAAGCGACUGGAGUUACCCAUCCCUGGAGUACAUAACUGCAAAAUAUAAUUAGUUUGUUCCAAAAAUAUAUAAUUAAAUUCUAUACUAAAUACUGCUGCCCUAUUAAGGGAUUGUGGUGGCUGCUUUUUUUUAGUUUUCAUUUGUUAAUUUGCUUUGUUUCCUAUUUUGAAGUAACAGACUGCAAUAAAUGUUGUAAUCCUUAAAUAAGAGCAUUAAACUGCUGAUGAUUGCACUUGAGAUUCAUCAUCAUAACAUCAUAGUUCAGAUAUAAAAAAUGACUCCCUAAA
This is a messenger RNA of Scleropages formosus (Asian bonytongue), 2572 nucleotides long. RefSeq names its product interferon regulatory factor 6 (gene irf6). Bases 301 to 1710 code for a protein of 469 amino acids. Gene Ontology annotation, molecular function: RNA polymerase II cis-regulatory region sequence-specific DNA binding; protein binding; DNA-binding transcription factor activity, RNA polymerase II-specific. Gene Ontology annotation, cellular component: nucleus. The transcript is spliced from 8 exons. Gene Ontology annotation, biological process: immune system process; regulation of transcription by RNA polymerase II. Lineage: Eukaryota; Metazoa; Chordata; Actinopteri; Osteoglossiformes; Osteoglossidae. The record is from RefSeq and is a predicted model, not a curated record.